Arabis nemorensis is the source of this 354-nucleotide messenger RNA. Lineage: Eukaryota; Viridiplantae; Streptophyta; Magnoliopsida; Brassicales; Brassicaceae. The record is from the annotation of a GenBank genome assembly.
AUGGAGACCCCUACACCCGAGAAAAACAAGUCUAGCUGCUACUCAAAACGGGGUAUAACCAGCCAUGACGAUAGACCUGUACUAUGUGCAUUGACGUUGGAUGAGAUCAAACAGUUCUCGGCUACAUCUACGCCAAGGAAAUCACCGAGCAAGAGUCCUGAUGAGACACCUAUUAUUGGCACAGUUGGUGGUUAUUGGGGUAAUCACAUUAAGGCAAUAGAUUGUGGCUCUGCAUCUUCAUUCAAGGGAAUACCAAAUACCACCAGCAAGUACAGAGAGGACAAUAAAGUGAAAUGGCAUUCAACACCUUUUGAGGCAAGACUUGAGAAAGCUUUGGACAACAGAGAUAAAUAA